Gracilinanus agilis (Agile Gracile Mouse Opossum) is the source of this 1021-nucleotide messenger RNA. RefSeq names its product ADP ribosylation factor like GTPase 15 (gene ARL15). The record is from RefSeq and is a predicted model, not a curated record. Lineage: Eukaryota; Metazoa; Chordata; Mammalia; Didelphimorphia; Didelphidae. Gene Ontology annotation, molecular function: GTPase activity; GTP binding. Bases 42 to 695 code for a protein of 217 amino acids. The transcript has 7 exons.
UUUCCGGGUUCGGAGCCGUUCCGGAUGCUUUAGGUUGCCGGAUGUCUGAUCUCCGGAUAACUGAGGCGUUACUGUACAUGGAUUAUCUGAGAAUGUCUGAGUGUAUCCAGAUCUCAUUUGCUGUUUGUAGAAUUGGCAUUUACACGGUGACUAUAAUAUAUCCAGCUGAAAACCAUCAACCAUUUAGACUACAGGCUUCAUUUGAAAUGUGUGGUUCUGGAUUUGAAUCAAGUAUGAAAAAUCUUCGUCAACAGACUGGUCUUGCCAGAACCUGUUUUAGCAUAAAAGCAGUUCCACUUCAGGGUGCCAUCAUGAAUAUAAAAGAACUUGGAGGGGCCGAUAACAUUAGGAAAUACUGGAGUCGCUACUACCAAGGAUCUCAAGGGGUAAUAUUUGUUAUAGACAGUGCCUCUUCGGAAGAGGAACUAGAAAUCGCUAGAAAUGAACUGCAUUCAGCUCUUCAGCACCCACAGUUAUGUACUUUGCCGUUUUUAAUAUUGGCCAAUCAUCAAGACAAGCCGGCUGCUCGAUCAGUUCAAGAGAUUAAAAAAUAUUUGGAACUUGAACCACUUGCACGAGGAAAACGCUGGAUUCUGCAGCCCUGCUCACUAGAUGACAUGGAUGCAGUAAGAGCUAGCUUCACUCUACUGAUAAAUUCAUUAGAAGAAAAGAACUUAGAAGUUGUAAGAAUGUGAAAGCUAGAAAAGAAAACCAAGUCUCGGAAAGUCCUUUUACCUAGCCUGUUUGUUUCUUAUUUUAAUUUUAUUUUGGUAUCAAAACUAUUAACUGCUUUGAAAUCCAUUUUUUUUUCUGCAAGUAUAUCAGAUUCUGUUUCAUCUCUCUAUUCAAGUAAAUAUUCUGUAAGUCAGGUAAAUUAUCAUUGAUAUUAAAGUCCAAGUACACACUACUGAGAGAGAAUUUAUUCUCUGUUUACCACUAACUAUUCUGUUCAUUGCAUGUAGCUUCCUUCUCUUGGUAUGAGAACCUCCAUGAUCUGCCCUGGGCUGAAAUGGAGGGCAGU